Bombina bombina (fire-bellied toad) is the source of this 6628-nucleotide messenger RNA. It is a transcript of the gene SEMA3F, whose product is annotated as semaphorin 3F. The transcript has 19 exons. The coding region runs from base 468 to 2807 and encodes 779 amino acids. The record is from RefSeq and is a predicted model, not a curated record. Gene Ontology annotation, molecular function: semaphorin receptor binding; chemorepellent activity. Gene Ontology annotation, biological process: negative chemotaxis; semaphorin-plexin signaling pathway; neural crest cell migration. Lineage: Eukaryota; Metazoa; Chordata; Amphibia; Anura; Bombinatoridae.
GCCUGGAGCUGCUCAGUUCCAGUGAGAACGUUACUAGAAACGGCUGUGGGAUCUGAGCCUCCCUGUUUCACCUCUCAGGAAACCAAGUGCUCUGCUACUCUCUCAGAGCAGGUAUCAAGCCUUCCCGGAUUAUCAACCAGCCUCUGGCAAACUACUCUGCAUUCCACACCACCACAUACUCUACUGGUUGUCACUGCCUUUGGACACUAAUGUGCUGCUGUUUUUGACCCUUAUUGAUCACCCUUGUUUUACUGCCCAAAUGUCUAUAGAUCACCAUUCUGUAUUGUAGAUAUUUUUAUUGGCAUUUUAUACAUUUCUAUCUGUGCCUACUGAACCCUGAGAUCUUGGAUAUUUUUUUUUCUUUGGACUGGAAAUUCCUAAUAUUUAUUUGGUUUUCUGUGGAAUCACUACACAACCGGAUAUUGGGGUCACCUUAGGAUUCCUGGGUGUACUCCUCUUUCCAAACGAUGCACGCUCAGGACCAGCCAGUAUGGUUCUGCUAUCUUAUAUUCUUUUGCUACGCAAUUGCCAAGGAUAUUUUCCCUACUGCACCACGUGUACAACUGUCAUUUAGAGAGUUGAAGGCUUCAGGUACUGCUCAUUUCCUGAGCUUCUUUCUGAACACUUCAGAUUAUCGUAUUCUGCUGAAGGACGAGGAUCAUGAUCGGAUGUAUGUGGGGAGCAAAGAUUUCAUCCUAUCCCUGGACCUUCAAGACAUCAAUCGCGAGCCCCUAAUUAUUCACUGGCCAGCGUCUCAGCAGAGGAUAGAAGAUUGUGUGUUAUCUGGAAAAGAUAGCAAUGGGGAAUGUGGUAAUUUUAUUCGUCUGAUCCAGCCCUGGAACAGGACUCAUCUAUAUGUGUGUGGAACAGGAGCAUACAACCCAGUGUGCACAUAUAUCAACCGUGGGCGCAGAGCGCAGGCCUCAGAGCUGAGUCACACAUCCCCCGGAGGACGAGGGAGCAGAGCUGCUGAUUCCUCGCUCAGUCCAACGCCAGCAGACCACAAGGAUUAUAUCUUUUACUUAGAACCAGAUCGAGUAGAGUCGGGGAAAGGAAAAUGUGCCUAUGACCCCAAACUGGACAGCGUAUCUGCUCUCAUAAAUGAAGAACUGUACUCUGGAGUAUAUAUUGAUUUUAUGGGCACAGAUGCUGCCGUUUUUCGAGCAAUGGGCAAACAGGCAGCCAUGAGAACCGACCAAUAUAAUUCCCGCUGGCUUAAUGACCCAACAUUUGUCCAUGUGCAGCUGAUUCCGGACAGUGCAGAACGAAAUGAUGACAAACUGUAUUUCUUCUUCCGAGAGAAAUCCACAGACGCCCCACACAGUCCUACUAUAUACUCCCGCAUAGGAAGAGUCUGCUUGAAUGAUGAUGGAGGUCACUGCUGCCUGGUUAAUAAAUGGAGCACAUUCCUGAAAGCUCGUCUCAUCUGCUCAGUACCUGGUGCUGACGGAAUUGAGACUCACUUCGAUGAACUGCAGGAUGUCUUCAUUCAGCAGACACAGGACAACAAAAACCCAGUUAUCUAUGCAGUCUUCUCUUCAUCUGGUUCUGUAUUUAGGGGCUCAGCUGUGUGUGUAUACUCUAUGGCGGACAUACGCAUGGUAUUUAAUGGGCCAUUUGCUCACAAAGAAGGUCCCAACUACCAGUGGAUGCCUUAUACAGGGAAGAUUCCAUAUCCUCGGCCUGGCACGUGUCCAGGUGGCACCUUUACACCCUCCAUGAAGUCCACUAAGGAUUAUCCUGAUGAAGUAAUAAACUUCAUGCGCACUCACCCGAUGAUGUACAACCCUGUAUAUCCUGUCCAUCGACAGCCACUGCUUGUCAGAACCAAUGUCAACUACAAGUUUACUACCAUUGCUGUAGACCAGGUGGAUGCAUCUGAUGGCCGCUAUGAAGUUCUCUUUCUUGGCACAGAUCAGGGCACCGUGCAGAAGGUAAUUGUUCUACCCAAAGAUGAUAUGGAAACAGAGGAGCUUAUCUUGGAGGAGGUGGAAGUCUUUAAGGUACCAGCAUCUAUCAAAAGCAUGAAGAUUUCAUCAAAGAGACAACAGCUGUAUGUGUCAUCCAUGUCUGGGGUGACGCACCUCGCUCUCCAUCGAUGCGAUGUAUAUGGAGAAGCGUGUGCAGAUUGUUGCCUUGCUAGGGACCCUUACUGUGCCUGGGAUGGAAAAACAUGCUCCCGUUAUUCAGCCUCCUCCAAAAGACGCAGCCGGCGCCAGGAUGUAAGACACGGCAAUCCCAUGAGGCAGUGCAGAGGGUACAACUCGAAUGGGAGUAAAAAUGGAGUGGAUGCCGUGCAGUAUGGGGUAGAGGGAAGUUCAGCAUUUCUGGAAUGUCCGCCUCGAUCCCCCCAGGCCUCAAUCAAGUGGAUACUACAGAAGGAUAACACAGACCGUAAAAAGGAGCUUCGCUCUGAAGGUCGUUUCCUCAAGACAGAUCAGGGGCUUCUCCUGCGGUCACUACAACUGUCUGACGCUGGUGUUUACCACUGCACGGCUACAGAGAACAACUUCAAGCACACUGUAAUGCGUGUCCGGCUUCAUGUGCUAAGUGCUGACGCUGUUACAGCCGCUCUUCUACAGCCUGAGCCGCCUGCUGCUCUUGAAACCAACCCUGCUGGACCUCCUGGAGCUUAUGAUGAUUUGGUUCAACUCCUUUCCCAGCCAGAGAUGGGACUCAUCAAUCAAUAUUGCCAGGGCUACUGGCGCCCCACAGGCUCUGCUCAGAGUGAUGCCAAGGACUUGCAAGAACAGAAACGAGCUAGGAACCGAAGAAACCAUCCACCCACAGAAGAGCUUCAGACAUGAAAUGGGAUAAAAACAGGACUUGUUUCCCACUGUCCAAUCGCCCUCUAGAUUGCUCUACCACCCACAAACUGGCCCUUAUUUUAUUUUUCCCCCAUCUCCUUUUUUUAAUAUUAAGACAAAAAACGGAUAUAAAUAUAUAUAUAUAAAUAUAAAUCUAUAGAGAGCAAAUGGUGGCAUUGUAUUUCCCUGGGUCUCUCAGACUUUAUUUAUUGGGGAAAAUGGAAAUUCCCCUUCUUCUGUCCCAGGGGGCAAUUUGAGGCAGAGGGAAUCUGUCCUGAUUUUGAUGACUGUUUUGAGACAGUUUUCAGCAUAUGAGAAACUCCUCUCUUAUCAUUCUACCCAAAGUCCUGAUGCUCUUAAUGUCUUUGUUGGAAAGACCUUCAGAAAGUCUCUCUGUUGCCGCUUUAAACAAUACCGGAGCCUACAAAACAUUGCACCUUUUCCCCAGUGCAGCACAACAGUAUUGUGUCUUCCCGUUAUUUCUACAGGCUUCUGCUGACCAUUGCUCUAUGACCACUGAUAAUGCUCUUCACCAUUCAUCUUUCCAUUACCACUGCCCUAUGAGGCUCUGCUGCUUCCCUUCCACCCCAAUGUCCUCAGCAGUCAUUCCCAAAAACAGACACUGCUAGACACAUUGCCUCUCUGAUUUGAGCUACAAAGCCAAUGAAAUGUUGUCACCUCUCACAGGAAACCAAUAACCUGUAUCUCCAGAGUAUAUAUGUAUCCCUCCUCUAGGACUGAUGUUGGAUGGAACAUUCCAACUUGCUAUGGUGUGGGGUGGAGUUAUUGUAACAUUUAUGUAUCUCUGAAAACAACCCAAACCUAUCAGUGCAUUCAGAAUGUUCCUUCUACAUUGAGGCACUCAUUGCUGGCCAGUGCCAACUGGAGAAUUUUGGGAAUGUGAACAUAUACAAAUAUGGAAUCUAGGAAUAAAUGGAAAUAAUACAGAGGUAUAAAAUAUCAGGUUUCCUCUUUAAAUAGAAUUGGUUUUAGAAACUGUGACCGACAUAUAUGAAAUCUUCCAUUAUUUUAUUUUUUUCAUUGGACAUACUAAUGUAAAAUAUAUAUAUAUUUUUUCAGUGGCCUACCUAGGAUUGUUGCCAUUGUGAACAUGUUCUAGAAACAUAUGUGUUGCAUGAGUGAAUGCCUGCACUUUAUCACAACUCUCUAAUGUUAUACGCUAAGUGAGGCCACAGUGCUCUACAGACCAACAAUUCCUGGACAAGGUUUUCAGGAGAGGAGUGAGUAUGAGGGUUUGUAGAGUUUGUUGUAAUACUCUAUGAUUCCUGCAAUAAGCACACAGGGCUGUCAGAGUAUUGUUUCUUUAUGCAAGUCUUCCUUUUUAUAUAAUGGUAUAACCGAUACCAGUAGAAUGAAAGCUAUGUGUUGUAUGUUUAUUAGGAGGAGGUGAGUGAUCUGUGUCCUAUAUGAUGAAUGUAUUAUGAGGAGAUGAGCAAUGUCUGUGUAUUAGAAGGUGAGAAGUACAUGUGAUAUUAUAUAUAUAUAUAUAUAUAUAUAUAUAUAUAUACAUACACGCAAUGUGUGUGUCACAACAGAAUGACUGUUUAGUAGGAGGUGUGAGGUACAUGUCCUGAUAACUGUGUAUUAGGAGUAAAUGUGUGGCACAGGUAAUAAUGACUGUAUUAGGCAAAGGUUAGAGAUAUGUGGCUAAAAUACUGAGCACCUCACUAGGGGUAAAUGUAUAAUGUCGGUUUAAUAUAUAUAUAUAUAUAUAUAUAUUAUAAUAUCCAGAGGUAUAGAUAUAUGGAAGAUGUGAAACAUACUGAUGUCUUUACUGAGGAGAUAAGAGCCAUGAGGUGACAUUUGUGUAUUAGGAGGAAAAUAUAGGUAUGUAAGGUGGUAUUAGGAAAGUGUGAAAUGUCUAGAUAUAGUUAUAUUAGUGUCCAUAUCAUUGGAAAAGGGGAGAGCUAGUAAGAGAGGAUGUGUAUCUUGUUGCCCAGGUGUAAAAUAGAGUUAAGAUAUUCUGAUGCAUGGUUAUAACAUGAAGGUGCAUGUCCUAUGUCUGAGUGUUAAGUGAAUACACACAUCCGUAUGUCUAGUUAUAGGGUGAAGAUACAUGUCCUGAUGUCUGGGUAUUAUGUGAAGGUGUAAGUCCUGAUCUCUUGGUAUUAGGUAAAUGUGUAUAGGCUGAUAUCUGGAUAUUAUAUAAAGGUGUAGGUGCCAUUGUUUGGGUAUCAGGUGAAGAUGUAUGUCCUGAUGUCUGAGCAAUACAUAAGGAUGCAUGGGUAUUAUGUAAAGGUGUAGGUGCUAAUGUGUGGGUAUUCGGUGAAGAUUCAUGCCCUGAUGUCUGGGUAUUAUGUGAGGAUGCAUGCCCUGAUGUCUGGGUAUUAUGUGAGGAUGCAUGCCCUGAUGUCUGGGUAUAUCUUGUAAAGGUGUAGGUGCUGAUGUGUGGGUAUUCGGUGAAGAUUCAUGCCCUGAUGUCUGGGUAUUAUGUGAGGAUGCAUGCUCUGAUGUCUUGGUAUUAUGUGAGGAUGCAUGCCCUGAUGUCUGGGUAUUAUGUGAGAAUGCAUGCCCUGAUGUCUAGGUAUUAUAUGAGGAUGCAUGCCCUGAUGUCUGGGUAAUACAUAAGGAUGCAUGAGUAUUAUGUAAAGGUGUAGGUGCUGAUGUGUGGGUAUUCGGUGAAGAUUCAUGCCCUGAUGUCUGGGUAUUAUGUGAGAAUGCAUGCCCUGAUGUCUGGGUAUUCUGUGAGGAUGCAUGCCCUGAUGUCUGAGUAUUAUGUGAGAAUGCAUGCCCUGAUAUCUGGGUAUUUUGUGAGGACGCAUGUACUGAUGUAUGAGUUUAUUUGAAGGCAUAGGUCCUCAUGUCUUGGUAUUAGUUGAAGAUGCAUGUCCUGAACCUUGGUACUAUGGAAGGAUGCAUGUUCUGAUAUCUGGAUAUUUUGUAAAGCUGAAGGUCCUGAUGUCAGGGUAAUAUGUAUGGACGCAUUUUAUGAUGUCUGGGUAUUAUAUAAAGGUGCAGGUGCUGAUGUUUGGGUAUUAGAUGAAGAUGCAUGUCUUGAUGGCUGGAUGUUACAUAAAGAUACAUGCCCUGAUGUCUAGAUUUUAAGUGUGGGCGUGUGUCCCCAUUUUUGGUUAAUGGAUGUGAUGUCUGAGUAUUAGUCGGAGAGCAGAAUACUGAUGUCUGAAUAUAAAUUGGAUGGAAGUGCCCUAAUGCCUGAGUAUUAGUAUGGGGUGUGUGCCCUGACUCAUGAGUAUUAGAAGGAGGUAAAUUACUUAAUGUUUCUGGGUAAUAGAUGUAGACGGGUGCCUCAAUUCCUAGGUCUUAUGAGGUAAUGUGUGUCUUUAUAUUUAAAAGUUAGAUGGAGGUGAGGGUCCUUAUGUCUUAGUAUUAUGGGGGAGUCAUGCUGAUACCUUGGUAUUACAAUCCAGUAUAUGUCCCAAUGAGUAAUAUGUAGAGAUAAGGUGCCUGAUAUAUGUGUAUCUGCUGGUGGCGAGUGUUCUGUUGCCUGGAUUUCAGAAGGUGCAUGUCCGGGUGGCUGUGUAUUUGCUAAAGAUGGUUAUCCUGAUGACUGGGUACUAAGGGGAAGUGGGGGGGACCCAGCUGACAGAAUAUUAGGGGUAGGUCAAUACCCAGCUUACUGAGUAUUAUGGGAGGUAGGUAUCCUAAUGACUAAGGAUUUGAUGCAGAGGGGGGUCCUCGUGCCUGAGUAUGUGUUGCUGCCCCAGUUUGGCAGCCUGUAAAAAGCUGUAGAUUAUUACUAUGUAAAAAAGUUUCUCAGAGUUUAAGAUUGAAACGUGCAGUGAAUUCUCUCCUGUGGAUGAACCAGAUAAUAAUAAUAAACACUGAACUGUUUUGCAUAA